Molecule: messenger RNA, 366 nt
Organism: Adineta ricciae
Lineage: Eukaryota; Metazoa; Rotifera; Eurotatoria; Adinetida; Adinetidae
Source: the annotation of a GenBank genome assembly
AUGCAAUCGAAUGACUAUAUAAAACUACAAGUUUGUCCAGUUGAUGAUAGCACCAGUUCGAAAUCAACUGUCGGUGCAGCGAACCUUUCGUUUAUCAUCCGCGAUGAAGACCAUACGUUAGGCAAUUCACUCCGAUAUGUGAUCAUGAAAAAUCCAGCGGUCGACUUUUGUGGAUACACUAUACCUCACCCAUCGGAAUCGAAAAUUAACUUUCGAAUUCAGUCCAAAGUGAACGAAGAUUCAACAGCUGUACCCGCUCUUGACAUAUUUCGACAAGGCUUAGUGGAUUUGAAACAAAUGUGUUCGAUUGUGUUAGAAAAAUAUGAAGAAAAUGUCAAGAAUUUCAAAGAGAUGGAAACGAAUUAA